Messenger RNA from Pistacia vera, 1213 nucleotides. RefSeq names its product probable carboxylesterase 18. NCBI's taxonomy places the organism in Eukaryota, Viridiplantae, Streptophyta, Magnoliopsida, Sapindales, Anacardiaceae. The transcript has a single exon. The coding region runs from base 26 to 1018 and encodes 330 amino acids. Gene Ontology annotation, biological process: pollen tube growth. Gene Ontology annotation, molecular function: carboxylic ester hydrolase activity. The record is from RefSeq and is a predicted model, not a curated record.
CAUAAGCACCUUAGCACAGAGAAAAAUGUCAACAUCGCUUAAACUUCCAUGGAAGCUUCAUAUCCUCUUUUAUCUCAACUACUUCAUCAAAAAACUGUGUGUUCGAUCAAAUGGAACCCUGAACCGCCGCCUUCAUAACCUCUUUGACCUCAAAAACCCACCCACCAAAACCCCAAAAAAUGGUGUCUCAACUUCUGACACCGUCAUCAACUCCUCCCGGAACCUCUGGUUCCGCCUCUACACCCCUCAGGGUGGAGAUAAUGAAGAGACUAGUAACUUUCCCAUCAUCAUUUAUUUCCAUGGAGGUGGGUUCACCUUCUUCAAAGCUGAUUCGUUUGCUUAUGAUAACUGGUGCAAACGGCUCGCCGUUGAGCUACAGGCUGUGAUUAUCUCAGUGAACUACCGUCUCGCCCCGGAACAUAAGUUUCCGAGCCAAUACGAGGAUGGUUUCGAAGCGUUGAAGUUUCUGGGUGAAAAUUUUGAUAAACUUUCGAUAAAUGCUGAUCCGGGAUUGUGUUUUAUUGCGGGAGAUAGCGCUGGAGGGAACUUAGCGCAUCAUGUUGCCGUAAAAGCUGCGAAGUAUGAGUUUCAGAAGGUGAAACUUAUCGGAUACCUGGCGAUACAGCCAUUUUUUGGAGGAGAAGAGAGGACUGAAGCUGAGAAAUGUAAUAGUAGAGCUCCGGUUUUGACAUUGGAGUCUACGGAUUGGUUUUGGAAGGCGUUUUUGCCAGAUGGGUCGGACCGAGAUCACCCAGCGGCUAAUGUAUUCGGACCCAAAUCAGCAGUUGAUAUGUCUCAGGUUGAGUUUCCGGAAACGUUGGUUUUCAUUGGAGGGUCUGACAUAUUGAAAGAUUGGCAAAGAAGGUACUAUGAGGGGUUGAAGAAGGCAGGGAAAGAAGUGCAUUUGGUAGAGAUUCCAGGAGCAUUUCAUGGAUCUUAUGCUUUCAAGGAGCUUAAGGAAAGUUCUUUGUUUGUGAAAGAGAUUAAAAUAUUCAUGAAAAGGAUAUUGACAGAUUGAGAGUCCUGUUAAAGCGGGGUGUUGUUGGUAUAUUGUUAUAAUUUUUAGAGUGUAAUUGUUUUGUAGUGAUGUGGCAUUCUGAUGACACGUAGAAGUCAAACUUGGAGUUGGCUGGUCAAAGUAAUUUGUUAAGACAAGAGGGGCAGUUCUGUCUUUUCCCUUUGUUCCAGAAACCUAAAUCGAAUUAGGUUUUGU